AUGAAGUUGUAUUUAAUAUUAUUCAUUUUCAAAUUCUUGUCUAGUUCCUUAGCUCAGACAUUACCAAAAUUAACCAUUGAUGAAUUUCUUAAUUCAACCUAUUAUUCAUCAUUAAGUCUUUCACCAAAUGGUCAAUAUUUACUAGUUCAUAGUAUGCGUCCUGCAUGGGAAUCAAAUCGAUAUGACAAUACACUAUGGCUCUAUAAAACACAAGGAGGACAAAAGAAACUAAUUACUAAUCAACUUUCUAGAAGUAUUACACCAAAAUGGUCACCCAGUGGUAAUUGGAUUGCAUUUUUGGUCAGUACAAGUACAGAAAAUAAACCAACCGACAAUCAUCAUCAUUCUGGAUAUUCAAACAAAAGUGAUUCAAAACUGAUACAAUAUCUUCAUCUGUAUAAUAUUAUUUCAGAAGAGACUGUAAUGAUUGAUAUUGUAAGCGAAAUUCCAUUAGCUAUAACAUGGGCAGAUGGUGAUUCUUCUCUUUAUUAUGUUUCAAUAUCAUUAUCCAAAGAAGAAAAUAAUUCUUCAGAAUCUGAAUGGAAAGAUGUAAUUCGAUACCGCCAACGAAAACCGACGGAUAGUAGUACCAUUUAUCGUAUUGAUAUUAGUAGAAAAAAACGAAGAGUAUCUGUAAAAAAAAUUACUAUAGCUGAUAUUGACUUUUUGACUGCUGAACUCUUAUUUGUUCCAGUUGAAAAUAAACUUGUCUUCACUUCUCUAUCAACUAUUGUUGAAAAUAAAGAUGCUUUCGAAAUCUAUUCAAUUGAUUUACGUAAUGUAUCUUUAUUAUCUAGAUUAACAAAUAACCAAGCACUUGAGCGCAAUCUACAACUGUCAAUUGAUGGUAAACAUGUGUUUUUUAUAGUAGAUUCAUCAAUUCUGAGUGAAGAUAAAAAUGUAAAUACACAAAACAGACUAUAUUCCAUCAAUUUAAUCAAUGGAAAGAUUGAACGUUGGGGUAAAGAUUUUGGUGGAAGUAUAAGGGGAUAUACGAUUCGAUCUCAAGGUGGUGUUUAUAUGCUUGGUCAAUUAGGAAUCAAUGUUGAAAUUUAUCUGCAACAAUCGUCAUCAAAAUAUUCGAUUUUACAACGUGGAUGGACGGGAACUUAUCACCAAAUAUCAUCUUCAUUAUCAACAGAAUCGUCUGCCAUUGCAUUGGUUUAUUCAUCUGUCGAACGACCAGAAGAAGUUUAUUUUGUUAAUCAUAUUGAUCAACUAUGUUUAGCUAAAGCUAUCACUUCUGAAAAUCAACUUCUUACUCAAAGAAAUUUACCUCGAGCAAAAUCUUAUAAAUGGAUCAAUAACGAAGAUGAUCGUACAAUUGAAGGAGUUCUACACUAUCCACCGGGAAAAUUUGAAUGUAAAAAUUUGCCUCUUCUUGUUCUGAUUCAUGGUGGUCCAAUCGAUGCAAGUCUAAAUAUGUUACAAGCAAACUGGUACUCUUGGGCUCCAUUAGCAGCUACACAAGGUUGGUUAGUUCUUGAACCGAAUUAUCGAGGUUCAACUGGAUAUGGUGAUGCAUUUAUCAAUGAACUUCGUUUCCAAUUAUUAUCUCGACCAGGAAGAGAUAUUCUCGCAGGUGUGGAUCGUUUGAUUGCAGAUGGUAUUGCUGAUCUCAAUAAGCUGGCUGUUGGAGGUUACAGUUACGGUGGAUAUUUAACAAACUGGUUGAUUACACAAACAACUCGUUUUAAUGCUGCUUUGUCUGGUGCUGGACCGACUGAACAUAUUUCUUUUUGGGGUGGUACGGAUUUGCCUGCGCCUCUUGUUGAUUUAAUGGGUGGAUUUCCAUGGGAAGUACCCGAAAUUUUAUAUAAUGAAUCAAUUAUAUAUAAACUAGGUAAGGUAGAGACUCCCACACAUAUCAUAACUGGUACAAGGGAUAUUCGGGUUCCAUUUGAUCAAAGUUUUAUAUUAGAACGUAGUUUACAUUAUAUGAAUGUACCUGUGAAAUUACUACUUAUUCCAAACGAAGGACACUCAAUUGACAUCAAUCCAUGGCAUGGAAAAAUCAAAGUUCGAGAAGAAAUGAAAUGGCUCGAAAAAUAUGGACAAAUACCAAUAAAUAGAGCAACAGAGAAAACAUCAAUAAAAUAA
Molecule: messenger RNA, 2100 nt
Organism: Rotaria sp. Silwood1
Lineage: Eukaryota; Metazoa; Rotifera; Eurotatoria; Philodinida; Philodinidae
Source: the annotation of a GenBank genome assembly